Messenger RNA from Durio zibethinus, 664 nucleotides. RefSeq names its product dolichol-phosphate mannose synthase subunit 3-like. Gene Ontology annotation, biological process: GPI anchor biosynthetic process. The record is from RefSeq and is a predicted model, not a curated record. Gene Ontology annotation, cellular component: dolichol-phosphate-mannose synthase complex; endoplasmic reticulum membrane. Lineage: Eukaryota; Viridiplantae; Streptophyta; Magnoliopsida; Malvales; Malvaceae.
CCCAAAUCAAAUGACCCAAGUUCCGUGGCCGUACAUAGCAAAAACACCUUCGCUCAGCCAUUGUUCUGUCCUGUUUUCUUCUUCAUUUUUUUCUUCCUAUCGUCGGCUGCCGUCCCAUCUGACUCUACUCUUCUGUCGGCGUGUUUUUAGUUAAAGGCAUCAUCGGGCUUGAAAUAAAAUCAGGACUUCUGAGCUAAUUAUCAUUGCCAAUCCGAUGAAGCAUGUUUUGAAGAUUUUCUCUCUGCUGCUGGUCAUCUCUGCACUUUGGAUUGGCCUCUUGCAGGCAUCCAUAUUGCCACAAAGCCAUACCUGGUUGCUACCUAUCUAUUUUAUUGUGUCACUUGGAUGCUAUGGUUUAUUAAUGGUUGGAGUUGGUCUAAUGAGAUUCCCAACUUGCCCUCAAGAAGCAUUGUUGCUGCAGCAGGACAUUGCUGAGGCCAAGGGCUUUCUGAAGCAAAGCGGGGUUGAUGUUGGUUGUAAGUGAUGGUUGCUUUGUAAUGUCUCUUCUUGGACCCAAGUCAGAACAAAUUGCUGCUAGCUUUGUCAAUGGACCAGAGAGGAAAAUUACAGAUUGGGAACAAACUUCAAAGUAUACAUACCUUUCAUAGAAGAAUUAUAAUUGUAUUGAGAAAUAUUUUGGGGUUUAUCAUAGUUGUUGAGUAAU